This is a messenger RNA of Penicillium alfredii, 927 nucleotides long. RefSeq lists its product as uncharacterized. The record is from RefSeq and is a predicted model, not a curated record. Bases 1 to 927 code for a protein of 308 amino acids. The transcript is spliced from 4 exons. Lineage: Eukaryota; Fungi; Ascomycota; Eurotiomycetes; Eurotiales; Aspergillaceae.
AUGCGAAAGCCCGUCCUCCCGAUCCCCCCGAACACAAAUCUCGCGGGCAAGACGGUUGCACGCCAAUCCUUAGUCUUCAAAGCGUCGCGCGUAAUCAUCACCACUCGCUCUCCUGCCAAGGGCAGGGCUGCCAUUGCAGCGCUGUUGGCCGAUCCCGAGGUCAAUACGAAUAACCCAAUUGCGAGGGUGGAAUUCUUUGAUCUGGACCUCGACGACUAUGAAUCUGGGAUGCGAUUUGUGCGCAGAGUCAAGCACGAUGUGCCAGAACUUGAUCUACUCCUGUGCAAUGGCGGCGUCACUUUCUUCCAAUAUCAGACGAGUAAAAGCGGUCAUGAGAGAAUCAUGCAAGUCUUGGGUCUUCUGUCCCUGCUGCGGGCCACUGCAGCAACCCGUGGAUCCCCCACGCGCGUUACAUUUGUCGGAUCUUAUAGUCACCACCAGCAUAGUCUGCAAGGAACCCCCAUCGCUACAAGCGAAAGUGUGCUGGGCCACCAUGACGACCCCAAGGCUUGUCGGGGACGGCGGCGCUACCAAAACAGCAAGCUGGUCAUCAAUGCCUUUGUGCAACGCCUGGCGACCGUUCUACUUCCUUCCGAGGUCAUCGUGAAUAACGUCUGUCCGGGCUUGGUGGCCACCGACAUUCUGCGCAACCUCCCGCUGUGGCUCAAGCCGGGAAUGUAUAUUUUCUUCAAACUCAAGGCUCGCACUAUCCAGGAGGGUGGCCGGGUAAUUAUCCGCGCCGCUAUUGUCGCUGGGCAAGAAAGCCAUGGCAAAUUUGUCCAGAAUGGCAAGAUGGAUCGACUGAUGGUCAGCAGCGGUGCACCAUUCCUCGGCGAGCCAGCUGGCAAAGAAUACACCGAGAAGCUCUGGGCUGAAAUCAUUGCCGACACUAUCAAGGUAUAUCCCGAGCUGGAAGGGUUUGUUUAG